Physella acuta is the source of this 1050-nucleotide messenger RNA. RefSeq lists its product as uncharacterized. NCBI's taxonomy places the organism in Eukaryota, Metazoa, Mollusca, Gastropoda, Physidae. The record is from RefSeq and is a predicted model, not a curated record.
AUGUAUAUCUCCCUCCACUCUCGAGCAGCCCUCAGCUCGACCUACAAAGGUCUCGUGUUUGGAGUGUCAGUGAAUGGCAACAACGAUAAGAAAUGUCAGGAGGAGUGUGACAGUCUACCUGGAUGUCAGGUGACAUGGCGUAGCGAUGUCAACAACAGGUGCUGGGUUGUCAUAGGAAACUGUAGCAGAAUUGAUACAGCAGCAGUAACUGUAGAGGUGCCAACAGAUCUGAGGGACACACCCAACUCGUGCUACCCUGAUGUCAGCCUAGGUCAGGUGACCUCAUCAAGCGCAGAAGUGUCCACGCGCAUGACGACGUGUCCCCCAGCGAUAACCAGCACUGUCAAUAUGGUCAGCACUCACGUGACCACCACCACCACCACCACCAUCGCAACCACAACCACCAUGCACACGACCACACAGACAGUAGGUUGGACGGAUUACUUGACCACAACAGUCUACCCUGCCUGUUCGGACCUUAGUGCUCACAUCUCACUGGCGACUCAGCUUAUUUCAAACCCAGCCACGCCCAGCAUUCAGCUCCAAGCCUCCUUCUCCGGCUCCCAGCUCCCACACAGCUUCUCAGACUGCCCAGAGCCGGAAACAGUCACAAACCACGUGACAGCCGCCAGCGACACAUGCACGUCUACGCUGUAUGUGACGUCAUCAAGUGGGCCGACGCCGUCACUUCCGCUGCCAGUUGGAGCCGACAGCCCCGGGAAUACAUUGUUGUCUGGCAUUGGAAGUACGUCACCACACAGAUCGGCCUUGAGUGGCGACCCCUUGAACUCUGACCCAACGACGUCGCUGACCCCGUCCCAAAUCGACGCCCUGGUAGCGUCCAUCGUGGCCGAGCUAAGCCUAGACCACGGGGAACUCUCCAACUCGCGGAGGAAGAAAAUCUCCGCCUACGACGGCCGGACGACGGCCGAGGUGUCUGGCGUGGUUGCCUGCAUCUUCCUGGGCUGUUCUAUCGCAUGCAUCGUCCUGCUGGACGUGCCUCUGCUGGUCAAUCAUUGCAUGAGGAGGGUCAAAGGUUGCAAGAGAUAG